AUGCAGUUUCAAACAGAAAAGAAUACGUACAAGGAAGAUUUCAGGAAGAUGACUGAAGAGAAUGGGAACAGCAGUGACUUCUCCUCUGCCUUCAAUCACACCAACACCAUGAGUGCCAUACUGAUUACUGCCUACUCAGUUGCCUUUGCUGGAGGUGGGAUCGGGUCCAUCACAAUGUUGUUUGUGCUGGUCAAGAUGAACACUCUGUCUGUGACCACUACAGCCAUCAUUAACCUGGUCGUUGUGCACAGCCUCCUCCUCUUCACGGUGCCCUUCCGCCUGCACUACUAUGUCAACAAGAAGUGGGUAUUCAAGAUGACGCUUUGCAAAAUGGUGAGUGCAAUGGUGCACAUCCACAUGUACCUGACUUUUCUGUUCUACGUGAUCACUCUGGUGAUCCGAUGGCUCAUCUUCUUUCAAUGGAGGGACAAGGUGGAGUUUUACAGGAAGCUGCACGCCAUUGCGGCAAGCGCUGCCGUGUGGGUCUUCGUCAUGGUCUUUGUGGUGCCAGUCUUGUGCUUUGAGUACGGACGCUCAGGCUUCUACAGUGAUACAACUUGCUUUAUGUUCCACAAAGAACUGCAGCAGGACAGCGUGAAAGCCCUGAACUACAUCAUCAUUGUGGCUGUCGCCUGCAUUACUUGUGUCCUCUUGGGUGUGCAGAUUUUCAUCCUGGUAAAAGUGACGAGAAAAUUUUCCACCUCCCUCUGGUCACACCAAGAGUUCUGGGCCCAGGUGAAAAACUUGAUUUUCAUCUGCGUCAUCAUAAUUUGCUUCCUUCCCUAUCACCUCUUUAGGGCCUACUACAUACAGCACAUAAGUGAUUUUGACCAGUUAGAAAGCUACAAUGAAGUUUUUUUGAGUCUGACUGCCCUCAGCUGUCUGGACCUGCUGUCAUUCGUGCUGAGCGGAAGCCGCUUCUUCAAGCAAAACGUGGGCAUGCUCCGCAGCAGGUUGUCUUGCUGCUAG
Gavia stellata (red-throated loon) is the source of this 969-nucleotide messenger RNA. Its product is annotated as probable G-protein coupled receptor 141. Gene Ontology annotation, molecular function: G protein-coupled receptor activity; oxysterol binding. Lineage: Eukaryota; Metazoa; Chordata; Aves; Gaviiformes; Gaviidae. The record is from RefSeq and is a predicted model, not a curated record. The transcript is spliced from 2 exons. Gene Ontology annotation, cellular component: membrane. Bases 1 to 969 code for a protein of 322 amino acids. Gene Ontology annotation, biological process: G protein-coupled receptor signaling pathway.